Molecule: messenger RNA, 624 nt
Organism: Closterium sp. Yama58-4
Lineage: Eukaryota; Viridiplantae; Streptophyta; Zygnematophyceae; Desmidiales; Closteriaceae
Source: the annotation of a GenBank genome assembly
AUGCCAUGUGGAUUUGAGAAGGCCUACGAGAUUGUGACGUGCUACAAGUUUCAGUUCUCCCUGUUCUUCCUCGCCGACAUGAACGACCUCAACCGUUGCUUCCAGAAGCGUGCUCUGUCUACCGAGAUUUCCAAGACCAUUGAUUCCACCACCGCCGAUCUGAUGGAGAGCUACUUUGAAAACGACAAGCUAUUCGGUGGUGAGAGCAAGAGCUGGCUGGUCGGCUUUAUAGAGCUGCACGAGCAAGGUGGAGGGAAGAAGUAUGACAUCGAGUGGCCGGAAGCACUGGAGGUCGGAAGGUCUAUGAGGAGGAGGUGCCCUGCGAAGAGCGCGAAGCUGGCUGUGGCAGAGCAUGACAGGAAUGGGAAAAUGAAGGAGGGUGAGGACGACGCUGGAACUGCCGGGCAAAACGAGGAGGAGGAGGAGGAGGAGGAGGAGGAGGAGGAGGAGGAGGAGGAGGAGGAGGAGGAGGAGGAGGAGGAGGAGGAGGAGGAGGAGGAUGUGGAACAGGACCUAGGCGACGAUCAGAAGCUCGUGGGGGAGGAGGAGGGGGAGAAUACCCCUUUCCUCUCGGACGAUGAGGAUGUAGAUGAGGUGUACCAUAUUGACAUGUCCGUGCACUAG